CCAGCAGAUGGCUCCAUUUCCCUUUUUCUAUCAUCCUGCUCCAUCUCACCCAGCAGCGGCGAUUUGUGGUUUGGUCUGUUUGUUAUGCCAGGAGGGGCUCAAUGUUUUAUCAGCAGCGUGGAGCAUAUGGUUUGGCUGAGGGUGUGUGAUUCUUCCGGCUGCUCAUUCUCGCGAGCAGCUGCAAAUUACAACAUGACUGAAGCAAUCUCUGAUGUUCCGAAAGAACUGCUAGAAAGUAUUAAGGAUGUUCUUGGCAGGAAAAUUAAAAUUGCAGUGAAAAAGAAAGUGAAGCUAGAAAUCAAAGGCGACAAGGUGGAAAAUAAAGUUCUGGCACUUGCAUCACACCGAGCCUAUCUGCUGACAGCCCGAAUCCCCACCAAGCUGGAACAAACUUUCAAUUAUUUCGAAAUACAAGGAAUCAAUUGCAGCAAACCUGGACAUUUGGCAGUGGAAUAUGAGAGGGGGCUGGCCUCAAUGAAAUUGGCUUCGUCUGAAGAUGUGAAUGAAGUGGUAGCACACAUUGGGAACUGUCUUCAAAGGAUUUGUCCUGGUUUGUCUCCAUUAAAAAUACUAAAAAAAGUUGCAAUGGAACCUCCAGAGCGUCUUGUGAACCUUCAGGCACUGUGGAAUACUCAGAACGUGGUUGAACCAGGGCCUUGUGGUGGGUUCUCUCACAUGUACAAAUGUGUCUGUGACUGGUUGGGAUUUCCAUAUAGGGAAGAGGUGCAGUGGGAUGUGGACACAAUUUAUCUAACACAAGACACCAGAGAAUUGAACGUUCAGGAUUUUAGUCAUUUAUAUCACAGAGAUUUAAUACCUAUUAUUGCUGUUCUGGAAUAUAACCAGUGGUUUACAAAGCUCUCCAGCAAGGACCUCAAACUGUCUGCAGAUGUCUGUGAACAGAUCUUGCGUGUUGUGAGCCGAUCGAGUCGGUUGGAGGAGUUGGUGCUUGAAAAUGCAGGACUCAAAACAGAUUUUGCACAGAAAUUGGCCAACGCCCUCGCACUUAAUCCUUGUUCAGGACUUCACACAAUAAACCUUACCAAUAAUGCACUUGAGGACCGAGGUUUGUUCUCUCUGAGUAUCCAGUUUGCCAAACUCCCAAAGGGACUGAAACACUUAAAUAUCUCAAAAACCUCAUUAUCACCUAAAGGUGUGAACAGCCUUGCCCAGUCAUUGAGUGCCAACCAGUUGGUUCCCAGCACCCUCAGUUAUCUUGACCUCUCAGGGAACCUUCUUCGAGGAGAUGACCUCUCAAAUCUGUACAGUUUCCUGGCUCUACCCAACAGCCUUACUGUCCUGGAUGUAUCCAACUCCGACUGUGCACUUGAUAUGAUGUGUGGAGCACUUACACGAGGCUGUCUACAACACCUGGCAGUUUUAAACUUCUCCAAGACUGUUUUCUCUCACAGGAAAGGCAAAGAUGUCCCACCAUCCUUCAAACAGUUCUUUAGUAGUUCUCUGGCUUUAUCAAGCAUUACUAUGUCAGGCACCAAACUCCCUCCUGAAGCACUGAAAUCACUUUUACUAGGCCUUGCUUGCAACCCUCACCUGAAGGAUGUAUCUCUAGAUCUUAGUUGCUGUGAGUUAAGAUCUGGAGGUUCUCAGAUUUUAGAAGGCUGCAUUGCAGAAAUUCCAAACAUUUCAAGCCUGGAUAUUUCAGAUAACGGGUUGGAUUCUGAUCUUACAACUCUAGUGGUAUGGCUAAGCAAGAACAGAUCCAUUCAACAUUUAGCACUGGGAAAAAACUUCAACAACAUCAAAUCCAAAAAUCUGGCCCGUGUUCUGGACAAUUUAGUACACAUGAUUCAGGAUGAGGAGUCGCCUCUAACAUCCCUAUCCCUCGCAGACUCCAAACUAAAGAGUGACUUAACAAUCAUUUUGAAUGCCCUCGGCAGCAAUACCUCACUCACGAAAGUGGACAUCAGUGGUAAUGGCAUGGGAGACAUGGGGGCUAAGAUGCUGGCCAAGGCACUGCAGAUCAACACAAAGCUCAGGACUGUCAUCUGGGACAAGAACAAUAUCAGUCCACAAGGCUUGCAGGACAUCGCCGUUGCUUUAGAAAAGAAUUUUACCUUAAGAUGUAUGCCUAUUCCCAUCAAUGACGCUUCCCAGGCACUGAAAGCCAAUCAGGAAAAAACUGAAGAUGCGCUACAGAAGAUUGAGAAUUAUCUUACUCGCAAUCAUGAGACUAGAAAGUACUUGCAGGAGCAAGCUUACAGGUUACAGCAGGGCAUCGUCACCACAACCACACAGCAAAUGGUCAACAGGAUGUGUGUCAAAGUCCAAGACCACCUUAACUCUUUGAGAAACUCAGAAACUGAUUCUGUAGUGGAGGAUGUUAAAAUGGCAGAAAACUUCAUGAGGGAUGCUAGAAACUCAAAAGCGCUGUUGCCAAACCUGUAUCACCUGGGUGGGGCUUCCUGGACAGGUGCCAAUGGCUCUUCCUCCAAUCCCAUUCAUGAGAAACUGGAGUCCAUGGCUGGGGAGGUCACACUGGUUGUAGAUGAACAAUUAAAGACUCAACUGGAAUCAAUGGUGGAUGCAGCUGAAAGGCUCUGCCCUCACGUGAUGAUGAAAACCAACAUCCGGCACGAUUUGAUUGAGGCCAGCACUGAGAAAAUGUCCAUCCCACGCACAUUCGUCAAGAAUGUUUUACUGGAGCAAUCUGGAAUAGACAUCCUUAACAAAAUCAGUGAAGUGAAGCUGAGUGUGGCCUCAUUCCUUUCAGACCGAAUUGUAGACGAGAUCUUAGAAUCACUUUCCAGCUCUCAGCACAAACUGGCAGAGCACUUGACAAGACGAGGUACACCUCUUGUUCACCAGGAAUCACUUGAAAUAGAGGUGAUGGAGGAGAAACUGGUGAAACGCUCCACCCUGACAGCCGAGGACCUCACUGAGAUUGAGAGGCUGGAGGAACUGGACACCUGCAUGACUCUGUGCUGCACCAGUAUGACACCCAAGUCAAAGCGAAAAAGCAUUCACAGCAGAAUGCUGCGUCCUGUAUCAAGGGCUUUUGAAAUGGAAUUUGACCUGGAUAAAGCCCUGGAAGCAGUUCCCAUCUACAUUGAGGAUCUUCCUGUUGCUCACAGCAUGCUGGAGAAGAGGUGUUCCGGUGCCAUUCCAGAACUGCCUUCAGAGGAGGGGAAGAAACUGGAGCAUUUCACCAAACUGAGGCCCAAGAGGAACAAGAAACAGCAGCCUAGCAAAAUGACUCAGGUCAGUGCUGCUUCAUCUCAAGAGGGAGAGCAAAAUGGCCUCAUGGGAAGAGUCGAUGAGGGAGUGGAUGAAUUCUUCUCCAAGAAAGUUACUAGAAUAAAUACCAAAAAGAGGUCUUCUCUAAAGUCCUCUAACUCACAAGACGGAGGGGAAACAGAAGAAAAGAAGAAACGAGACUCCAGGAAGAGCAGCUUUUUCAACCUGAUCAAGUCCCGAUCCUCCAAGUCCGAGCGUCCCCAGACAGUAGCUGUGAGUGAGGAGCCCCUCUCCCCCAAGAGUUCUGUGAAGAGCCCUGCAGUGGAGCCCACCUCCCCCAAGAGUUCUGUGAAGGGCCCUGCAGUGGAGCCCAGCAAAGUGAAAGAGGUGAAGCCGGUGUUCACAGACCAGAGCAGCAGCUCAGACCGCUCAGAGGAGCUAAAAACCCCUGACUCCAUGGACGAACACUCAGAAGACUCGCUGAAGGGGGACAGCAAGCCAGAGGGCAAGGGCAGCCCACAGGGAGGGAGGCGUUAUGGGGUCCAGGUUAUGGGCUGUGGGCUGCUGGCCGAGAUGAAAGCCAAGCAAGAGAAGAGAGCAGCUGUGGUGCAUAAGGCACAUGACAGCACUUCAAGUACAGCCCGACACGACGGAAGUGGUUCAGCAACUACGGGCCACAAUACCCCGUCUGAGAGCCGGUUGCCUGGAGCAAAAGGCGAUUCAACAGAGAACAACCUGAAGAGUGAAGCCAAGCCUGAAGCUGGAGUGAGGUUGCACAGUUCUUCCAUAACCCCCACCAGCCCGAAACCCCCCCCACAGACCACCAAGCCCAGUCUAAUAGGAUGGCAGAAACCCUGGAGUAGCAGGAGCACAGAGGAAGGCCCAGAGUCUUCAACAGAAAGCCUCUCUCUGCUGCCACACUCUUUGAAGAGAGGUCUUUCAGAGAAGGAGAGAGACGGGCAGAGCAGCCCUCUGUUCAGUGGAUCCGGCAGCUGCUUUCCAGCACAAGAAGUACAUCCAACAUCCAUGUCAGAAGCAGCUCAGAGACAGAGCUCUGGGCAACACUCCGAGGACAAUGGGUCAAAGCCAAAAGAGCAGUCCCCUAACAAAGGCCAGCAGGGGAACAAGUCGUGUGACUCUGGAGAGGAAGGAGACAAGGACUUUACUUUUGAAUAAGAGAAAUAAAUUUUGCAGCAAUCUACCCAUGUGGGUCUUUUUUUUAGAUUUUCAAGAAAUUAUUCUUAUUCACCAGAUUUGCUUCGCAAAUUAUGUUGGUUUAAUGCUGAUCCUCACAGUCCCAUUAGUAGUUGAAUUUAAACUUAAUUUGUUUUUCAGCUUGCAUGACGUGCACAGUCCAUUUAUAUGCCUUUCUUUCUUGUUUUGGGGUUUUGGUUUUCUUUGUCUGGGGAAAUCCAGCUUUCCUCCCUGUUGUCCUUGAAAUGCCUCACAUCUCAGUAAAGCAAAUGUAAUAGGCGGGGGUGACUGCAGUCCCUUAAGGUCAUUCCACUCCAGGAUAAUAGGUAUAAUGGUGUAAUUAACUACUUCAGCGGCUUAAUUUCUUCCAUUAAACCAUUUACAAUAUGGUUGGUACCUAAACCUGGACUGGAAUGGCCACUUUUGCGCACCCCCAAGCUAUAAGGACUACUCUUCACUGUUCUGGCAAAACAAAGGAAAUAAAACGUGACGCUUCUUUUGUGCAGCAAGUGAUGUAUGUACUGCUGAGUGUAUGAGUGUCAAAUGUUCAUGUGAGAUAUUCAGUCACUGACAAAUAUUGUAACAGUAAAUAAAUGUUACUGCUUAUUAUACCGUAAUUCAAGGUAACAGAUUAAGGACAAGUAUUUAUUCAAAUGUAGCCACUUUUUUUUUUUUUUUUUUUUUUUAUAAAUGUAGUCGUUGCCAAUUAUUUUUAUUAUUUUCUCCCAAUUUGGAAUGGCCAAUUAUUUUCUUAUGCUCAGCUCACCGUUACCACCCCUGCGCUGACUCGGGAGGGGCGAAGAUGAACACACGCUGUCCUCCGAAGCGUGUGCCAUCAGCCGACCGAUUUUUUUCACACUGCGGACACCAUGCAGCCACCCAAGAGCUACAGUGUCGGAGGACAACGCAGCUCUCGGGCAGCUUACAGGCAAGCCCGCAGGCGCCCGGCCAGACUACAGGGGUCGCUGGUGCGCAGUGAGCCGAGGACCCCUUGGCCGAUCUAACCCUCCCUCCCCCCGGGCGGCGCUCGGCCAAUUGCGCACCAGUUGGCCAAUUUGUCGGCAAAGGAAUAUCCUGGACUCAAAGUCGUGGUGUCCAGACUAUAGGACACAUCCUGCACUCUACGCGAGUGCUUUUACUGGAUGCGCCAUUCGGGAGCCCCCUGAAUGUAAUGCAAAAUACACAAUUUAUAGUAAUUUGACAAAUAAUCUUUAUCAAAAAACAAACAAAUUUAUUUAAUUGAAAUAAUUUUCUUUAAGAAUUCCAGUUGACUUAGCCAUAUGCUUUUGGUCGUUGUCAUGUUGGAAGAUAAACUGUCUGCCAAUCAGCCUAUGAGCAGAUGGUAUCAUGUUUUGAUACAUACAGUGCUCCCCCUUCAUAAGGCAGCCCUUUAUACUGCAGAAUAGGUUGUAAGGCAGUACGGUCAUAACUCCCAUUUGCUCCAUAAUGCCAACUCUUGUAGUCUCGUUUUAAGGCGGAACACAAAUAUUAAUAGCUCCCGACUAGUGUUAUAACUGGGGCAAAUGAGAGCCAUGACCAUGAAUGUCUCGUCCCUAAACUGCUAAAACACACCCAUGUCAUGAUCAAACCACUACCAUGUUUAACCGUUAUGCCUAAUACAUGUAAAUCUUUCUUUAAGUUCUUGGCUGUUAAUCUUUUUUUUUUUUUUUUUUUUUUUAGUAAUCGGCAAUUGAUUUUACCCCGGUUUUCUCCCAGUUUGACAUGUCCAAUUGUAUUUUAGGCUCAGCUCAUCGCUACCACCCCUGCACUGACUCGGGAGUGGCGAAGAUGAACACACGCUGUCCUCUGAAGUGUGUGCCAUCAGCUGACCGCUUCUUUUCACUCUGCAGGCCUGUCAUGCAGUCAACCCAGAGCUACAGCGUCGGAGGACAGUGUAGCUCUGGGCAACUUACAGGCAAGCCUGCAUGUGCCCGGCCAGUCUACAGGGGUCGCUGGUGCGCGGUGGCUGUCCAGUUCUUUCAAGCAUUUCAGUUGAAUUUGUUCUGUGGUACUUCUUGAUUAUUGCUGAUUUUGGUAUUCCAUAUUUCUUUGAUACUGUUCUGUAGCUAUUUCCUUUGUUGUAGUUUGUUACAGGUGCUUUUCUCAAACGUGAAUUCACGUUUGAGAACUCCUUUGUCUUGAACAUCAUGUGUGAUGUUGCCAAAACAUUCUUCUUCAACAGAUGUUGGAAAAAUUGAUUUUAUAACACAGCUUAGUUGUCUAAUGGUUUUCUAUCAAUAUAUAUAUAUAUAUAUAUAUAUAUAUAUAUAUAUAUAUAUAUAUAUAUAUAUAUAUAUAUAUAUAAUAUAUAAAAUAACUACUGGCUAAUGUUCCCUAAAGGCUUGUAUUUAACAUGUUUUCUUGAAUUAUCGUAUAUUAAGUGUAGGGUGCUAAUACUUUAGUCUGCGACCUAUAUACAUAUAUAUGUAUUUAUAGUAAUGGAUGUAAAUUCAGCAAUGCUAUGGUAUUAGCUAAACACACUAAAUAAAAUGGUUUUAUAUAAUGUAUUCAAGUAAAAUUAGGUGCUUGGUGAUGGUUUUUUUUUAAUUCUCCCAUAGGGAACCUUUAUUCCUUCAAAUGUAUAUUUUAUUCAUUAAAGUGAUGAAUCAAUUACUCAGUUCUUGUGGAGCACUGCCAUAAGCACAAUAAAUAACAGCUGUAACAUUUUAUAAAUGGGAUUGGGGUUGCAAUACUAAAGGAUUGAGGUAUUUGUGGUUUAUGGGGAUACAGGGCAAUUACUAUUCUGUUACUGAUACACAACAGGCAAUUCUGUUUACAUUCUUUCAAACUUUUAAUUAUAUUUUACACAAACCUUUUUGUUUAGUUUGUUAAAAAAAAAAAAACAGUAUGCUUUUCAUGCUUCAUUAUACAAUUCUACGGGUUGAGGGAAUUUUAUUCAUGUGUAUAUUUAUACCAAUAAAGAUGAUUUUACUACUGGAA
Molecule: messenger RNA, 7329 nt
Organism: Acipenser ruthenus (sterlet)
Lineage: Eukaryota; Metazoa; Chordata; Actinopteri; Acipenseriformes; Acipenseridae
Product: F-actin-uncapping protein LRRC16A-like
Exons: 39
Coding region: 85-4371 (1428 amino acids)
Biological process (GO): cell migration; regulation of Arp2/3 complex-mediated actin nucleation
Cellular component (GO): lamellipodium; plasma membrane
Molecular function (GO): protein binding
Source: RefSeq, a predicted model, not a curated record